CUUUUGUCAGUUUUAACUCCAACGUCCGUUCUUCGUUCAGUUGCGCGGUCUCAAUAAUAUGCCCUUGUCUUACCGGUGAUCGGGGAAACAUGAAGGCGGUGGUCAUCAGCAAGUUCAGUUCGAAUCUCCAAGACGUUGCGCCUGUCGAUGCACCAAUCCCUAAGCCUAAUGGACCACGAGACAUCCAAGUCAAGAUAACUCAUGCAGCUCUCACCCACGUCGAUUUAUUGUACGCCCAAGGCCUGCAUCAGAACAACCGUCGCCAUGUAGUCCCACCUUUUAUACUUGGUACUGAGUUCGCUGGAAUCGUCAUCUCUUCACCUCCAUCGUCCUCCUUGAAGCCAGGAACGCGAGUCUUUGGGUCCGCGCUUGGUUCUUUCGCGGAAGUGAUUAGUGCCCAUGAGGGAAGCGUGCGUAAAGUGCCCGACACUUGGACCAACGAAGAGGCUUGUGCGGUUGGAGCGAGUGGUGUGGUCAGCUGGGCGAGUUUAGUGCCUACCGCAAAGUUACAGAAGGGAGAAACCGUUCUUAUUCUGGGGGCUUCUGGCGGAUUAGGCAUAAUAGCAGUCCAAGUCGCCAAGGCAAUAGGGGCAAAGGUUAUCGCUGUUGUUGGAGAUGAAGAGAAGGAUAGACUCGUGCGAGCGUGUGGAGCUGAUGACGCUGUAAGAUACGAUAUUCCUGGUUGGGAAGGUAGGGUGAAGGAGUUGACAGAGGGUGGCGAGGGCGUUGACGUGGUCUACGAUGCAGUGGGAGCCGUCCAAAGCAGUAUCAAGUGUCUGAAGUAUCGAGGGCGCGUUGUCAUUGUGGGCUUCGCCGGCAGAGGUGGGAAUGUUGAAGAAAUCAAAGUCAACAGGGUGCUUCUAAAGUCCGCGACUGUCUUGGGAUAUAGGUUUGGAGAACAUGGACGCCGUUUUCCGGACGAGACAGAAGCUAUCUGGGAUGAAUUCAUGAAGUUUGUGGAUGAUGGCAGCAUCAAGCCUAUUGUAUUUAAAGAGAAGUACGGUGGACUAAGCAGUAUACCGCGAGCGCUGGAGGACUUGAAGGAUAGGAAGACAUGGGGAAGAGCAGUGGUUACGAUUAAUGCACAAGCUGAAAAGGAGAUAGCUAAACUGUACGGCUCUGAGUCCGAGGAUGACUUCAACCCUCAGCCCGAGAUCGACGACGAAGAUGCCGGCGACAGCCAACCAGCGAAGCCCCGAACGGAGCAGGCAGCAGCUCCUCGCAACGGCGCCGCUGAAGAGGAUGACGAGGAGGAGGAGGAUGAAGAGGAAGAAGAAGAGGAUGAAGUUGUGGUGAGCAUGCAUUCAGCCUCAAAGCUCUCUCACAGUCUAAUGCGAGAUGCUCGCAUGCAGUUCAUCGAUGUUGAGGCCGAGGUCGACGAGGACGAAGAAGAGGAAGAGGAAGAAGACGACGUCCCCGAUGAAAUCCAUCCCGAUGACCUCUUGGAAGCCGCUGGCCCCGACCUUGACGACCGACGACAUCGAGAGCUCGAUAGAAAGCGCGAAGCCGAAGCCGACCUAGAUGCGGAGCAAGUCGCGGCACAAUUCGACCAGAAGUACAGGCGUAGGGAAAUAGCCCGCGGGCAAAAGGCCGCUGGUCCCACACCACUGGAUCUCCCUACCGUCGAUGACCCUUCCAUAUGGGGCGUGAAGUGCAAACCUGGGAAAGAGAGGGACAUCAUUUUCGCUAUCAUGAAGCGAAUGGAGCAACGGCAGGGCACACAGCACCCAUUGCGCAUCUUUUCGGCCUUCGAGCGAGGCGGGACCAUGGCUGGAUACAUCUAUGUCGAAGCCAACGGGAAGCAGGACAUGCUGGAUGCCAUGGCUGAUAUUCCUAAUGUCUAUACUGGCAGUGGACCCAUUGCGAUUGAGGUCAAGGAGCGGCCUGACCUUCUGCGAAAGCGGAAGAGGGACCCUCUCAACCCAGGGGAUUGGGUCCGAAUGAAGAGACCGCCUCUUUAUGCUGGAGACUUGGCUCAAAUAUACGAGGUCAACUCUAACGGACUGGAGUGCACUGUCAAGCUCGUUCCUCGUCUGGACUACGGAUUGCAUGAAGAUAUCAAUGCUGCGCCCGAUGCAAACAAGAGAAAACGAGGAGCCGCGGCUGCUGGACCACGACCGCCACAGAGACUGUUCAAUGAAGCAGAUGCCAAGAAGAAGCACAUGAAAUUCCUCACGCAGAUUGGCAGCGCUGGAACGAAAUCUUUCCAGUACAGGAACGAAGAUUACACGAACGGUCUGCUCAUCAAAGACGUCAAGAUCAGUUACUUUACCAAGAAGGACGUCAACCCUACCAUGGCUGAGAUGCAGCUAUUUGCUCGACUAGGUGAAGAUGGAAGCCAAGAGAUUGAUCUGAUUGCUGUGCAGGCCGCUCAGAGGGCCACCACUACCGGGUCGUCCUUCGUCCCUGGUGACAAUGUCGAAGUCUAUGAGGGAGAGCAAAAGGGAGUCAAUGGCACAACUGUGUCGGUAACUGGUGAUAUUGUCACCUUGAAGGUCACGUCGGGUGAACUGAAGGGCCAGAGUAUCGAAGCUCCCGUCAAAACUCUCCGCAAGCUGUUCAGAGAAGGUGACCAUGUAAAGGUCAUCGGUGGUAGCAAGUACAUCGAUGAGGUCGGGUUGGUCACUAAGAUCAGGGAUGACAAAGUUACCCUGCUUUCGGAUUCUACACAGCAGGAAAUCACUGUUUUCAGCAAGGACCUCAAGAGAGCAGCCGACUCUGCGCAGCUGGGUAAUGACUCUGAUUUUGAACUGAGUGAUCUCGUGCAGCUCGACGCCUCGACUGUUGGAUAUGUGAUCAAAGUUGACCGCGAAGUUGUUCGUGUUUUGGAUCAAAACGGAUCCGUUCGCAAUCUCUUGAAUUCCCAAAUCGCCUCUGUGAUUCCAUACAACCGAAACGCCGUGGCAACAGACAAGGAUGGCUCCGAAAUUCGACAAGAGGACAUGGUGAAGGAGAUUGGAGGCGAAGGCCGGACAGGGAAGGUGGUCCUUAUUCACCGGGGCUAUCUCUACAUCUCCAAUCCGACGAUAUCAGAGAACAACAGCAUCUUCGUUAGCGGCCGUACCCAAGCCGCUGGCCCCGACCUAUCGAAGAUGAAUCCAACCAUGAUGCAGGGUGCGAAUGGAGCCGCUAUGGCGCCGCCUAGGACCAUUGGCAGAGACAAGAUGAUUGGGAAAACCGUCACCGUUCGCAAAGGCAAUUAUAAGGGCCUGCUGGGAAUAGUCCGAGACUCAAACGGCACGGAAGCCCGUAUCGAGCUGCACACAAAAAAUAAGGUUAUUAGUCUUCCUAAGGACCUCCUAGUCAUCAAAGACCCAGUCACUGGUAACACCAUCGACUUCAACGGCAAGCUCGCUAAUCGCUCCCGUGGGAUGCCAACGUCAUAUGGAUCAGGGACUCCUAGCAAUCGGACCUAUGGCGCUGGAGGUCAGACACCAUCAUGGGGUGGCGGCGGUCAAUCUUCCCGUGGCCCUUCUUGGGGGACACCUCAUGGUGGAGGUGGACGCACUCCAGCUUGGAACAACUCUAAUCGCACACCAGCCUGGAACGGCGCAGGCAACGAUGGCUCUCGUACAUCAUAUGGUGGAAAUGACGGCUCUCGGACAGCGUAUGGAGGCAACGAUGGCUCAAGGACAGCAUAUGGUGGUGCCACAGCCUAUGGGGGCAACGAUGGCAACCGAACCGCAUACGGAGGCGCCAACAGCGGUGGCAGAACUCCAGGUGGCCCUACAUGGGGUGCUGCUCCUUCGGGUUCAAAGACCCCUUCCCACGCCUCCAACGGCGCAAACCCGUACAGUUCGAACACUUAUGCCCCAACACCCGGCGCAUACCACCAAGCGCCGACUCCGGCUGCCUACAACUCCUACGUCGGCGCUCCAACCCCUGGUGGGCCUAUGGACGCUCCUACCCCUGGCUUUUCGGCGCCGACGCCUGGUGACACUGCACACCAUCCGACUCCGAGAGGCUAUGGCGGAUAUGGAGGUGGUUACGGGGCGACGCCUGCCGCUGCUCCGACACCGGGAGCGCCAACUCCUGGGGCGUGGCAGCCGGAAACACCUUGGAAUAACCCCGAGACGCCGGCGGCUGGCGAUGAUGAACCACGGUACGAGUGA
Mytilinidion resinicola is the source of this 4112-nucleotide messenger RNA. RefSeq lists its product as uncharacterized. Gene Ontology annotation, molecular function: mRNA binding; oxidoreductase activity; zinc ion binding. The record is from RefSeq and is a predicted model, not a curated record. The transcript is spliced from 9 exons. The coding region runs from base 90 to 4112 and encodes 1340 amino acids. NCBI's taxonomy places the organism in Eukaryota, Fungi, Ascomycota, Dothideomycetes, Mytilinidiales, Mytilinidiaceae. Gene Ontology annotation, biological process: regulation of transcription by RNA polymerase II; transcription elongation by RNA polymerase II; regulation of DNA-templated transcription elongation. Gene Ontology annotation, cellular component: DSIF complex.